Messenger RNA from Meriones unguiculatus (Mongolian gerbil), 8746 nucleotides. It is a transcript of the gene Wdr87, whose product is annotated as WD repeat domain 87. The record is from RefSeq and is a predicted model, not a curated record. The coding region runs from base 1 to 8523 and encodes 2840 amino acids. Gene Ontology annotation, molecular function: protein binding. The transcript has 8 exons. NCBI's taxonomy places the organism in Eukaryota, Metazoa, Chordata, Mammalia, Rodentia, Muridae.
AUGACGACCACCAGGCUCGUUCCCCAAUGGAACGAGUUUAUGCAUCUCGUGAAUGAAGCCAUUCAAAAGAGCAAGAACCUCACAGAGAUUGCAAAGAAUGAAGUAGUUGUGUUGAGUGACCGAGCCAAAAUACUGUUCAAAGAAACUUAUUCUCAGACCAUGCCGAUUGUAUGCCAUUACUUCAUUGAAGCCCACUUCUUUGCUGCCCUCUCCUGGGUGUCAUCCUAUACAAAAGAAAUCCUGGCUGUGGUGUGGAUGAAGAAUGAAAAUGAUGGCAUGGUUGAAAGGAAAACCUUCCCGAUGAAUGAGCAGCUGCCUCCCAUCAAGCUGCUCGUCCACGCGGGCUCCUUUCAUGUCAUUGUGGCCUACUGUGGCGACAUGAUCUUGAGGCUCUUUGGGGAUCAUUUCAGGGCAUUCCAACCCCUGAGUACUGUGCCCUGUCGCUUUGAUAUCAGCUGUCUCUGCUUUGAUCCAGUCACAGGGCUGCUUCUGGCUGGCACCCUGGGGGCGGUGGUCAGCUGGGUCAUUGAACAGAAAGGCAAGGGCCUCCAAAUGACUCAGAUAUUUUCCAUACCCGGUGAUGAGCUGGUCCAAAAGAUUGUUCAGAGUGGCCCCAACAACCAGCUCGUUGCCCUGUGUGAAACUGCGCUGAGAGUCCUUGAAUACAAAUACGGCCGGCUGGAGGAGGCGCAGAAGUUCAUAGCCACUAGCAGCGGCUCUCCCAUCACCUGCUGUUUCACUAGCCUCGAGAGGAACCUCAUCUAUGCUGGAAACAAGAGCGGGCAUGUUCACGUAUGGAAAGUAGGCGUAAGCCAGGCCCUCCACAGCUUCAGGGCCCACCCCUCCCCAGUGAUCUGUGUGCACGGCCGGGCAGAGGCCCACACCCUGCUAACGGCUUGCAAGGAAGGCGUCAUCAAGGAGUGGAACCUCACCUCGGGGACCCUGCUCCGGCAGCUGGUCCUCACGGAGGAGCUCUGGGACCUCCAGUUCAUCGACAGCAGCACUUUCUUCUGCCAGACAGCUCAGAACUUCACCUUGCGCCACCUGCCCUGCUUCUACAGCCUCUUCAACAUCUGCGGCUCCGCCCCGCAGCAGCUGAGCCGGAUCCGCUGCAAGGACAGCUGCUACCGGAUCCUGUGCGCCACCGAGGACGGCCUGCUGCGCUUCGUGUCCCCCGUCACGGGGGACCUCCUCAUGCUCACCUGGCCUCUGAAGAUCCUCGACCGGGCUGUGGACUGGGCCUACGACCCGAAUAAGGAGGAGCUCGUGGUGGCAACGGGGACCUCGCAGGUGCUGGUGUUUGACACGACCCGAAAUCCCUGCCCGGUCAAGUACCUCCUGUGUGCCUCACCAGAUGACCACGACUUCAUCCAGUGCCUGGCGUAUGGGAACUUCUACCUGGGGCGGGGGCUGGAGGGGCUGGUAUUCUCUGGGCAUCAGAGCGGCAUGGUGAAAGUGCUCUCCCAGCACAGCUGCGCCAGAGUUGAGAAAGUCAUGCACUAUGGGGCUGUGCUGGCUAUGUCCGCCCUCUACGGGGGGCUCCUGAGCAGCCGGGAAAACUCUCUGCUUUGUUCCUACGGGAUGGACGACUACAUACAACUGUCGGAAACCGUGUUCACUGGGGCCAGACUACAGUUUCGGACCUUGGCUAGCAUUCUUAGCAGCUGUCCCCUCAGACACCUGGUCCUCUUACCAAGGGCUGUAGGCGCCAUCACAGACACCAACUGCCUACGGCUCUGGAAGUUCCGUGACUUUCUGUCCUUCGGGUCGGAUCAGGGCACCCGAUUCAUCGAGACACUGCCUCUACACCAGUGUCCCAUCGUCAGCUUCGACGUCUGCUUGCCCUUGAGUCUCUUUGCCACCAGAGGGUCUGAUGGCUCCGUCCGCCUCUGGGACUUCCACGGUAGACUUCUAGCCAUGCUGGACUCAUCCCUGUACUUUGGCCCAGUCUGCUUUCUGAAUGACCGGGCUGACCUGCUGAUUACCUUCAACCAGGGUAUUUAUCUGGUGCCCUGUUUGAAACUGCUCCCCCCAAUCACGCUUACUCACCUCACCCUUAUGAGCAUAACAGAUGACAUGGUAGAAAUCCCCAAACCUUUCUCGCCAAGCUUCUUCCUCUCUUUUGAGACCAUAUUUGUGCCUAAGUAUACCUACCAAGAUUACCGGAAACAGGAGCUGGAAGGCCUGGCGAGCCUCGUAAAUAAGCGGGCCAUUGCCUUCGACAAUAAUGUGCCCCACGUCGUAGAAGAAGAAUACGACGGGGCCACCAUGCUGCUGAGUGUCUGCGAGGAGGACAUUCUGGAGGAAACUGACGUGGAUGCGGGUAGCAGGAAACCCCAAGGUCAUUAUGCGGCUCCUCCUCAGUUACAGUUGACUGCCUGGGACGGGCUCAACCCCUACCACAUACUGCGAUGCUAUUUUGGUCAUGGGAGGAAAUGGCUUCUUGCUCCUGAUUGCUAUAUUCCCAACUCGGUGAUCCGUGCCCGUCUCUGGCCAGAAGGCACCCCGGUAUUCCUACAGUGCAGACUGCACCCACCCCAACGGCCUCUGGACUGGGAAAAGAGUCCGUCGUUCUUCUGGAAGAGAAAGAAAAGAGCGACCAGUAUUGUAGACAAAGAGGACGAAGGCUUCCUGAAAAAGAGGUUGACUAAGGAUAUCACUUACAGCGUCCUUGUAGACGCAGCGAACCGCAGCUGGCUGGGGAAAAAGAUGAGCGAAGUGGCCAUCAACAGCAUGGUGGAGGCCAUCCUGAACAUCAUGUGCAGCACCAACCCGCUGAAGUACCAGUGCUGCAUCGGAGCGCUGGGACAGAUCUUCGCCUCGUACCAGGUGUCCGCAACUCUGCGCGCCGAGACAGCCCACCGCCUGCUGGACGACACAUCGCACUCCAACCCGCAGGUCCGGGAACUGGCCUGGGAAGGGGUGAAGCGUCUCGGGAUGCUCAGUCACCUCUUUGCCUUGCCUCUGGCCCAGGGAUUAAUAGACAAGGACCAAAGGGUAAGGGAGAAAGCCCUAGUCUUAAUGCCUGAGACUGGAAUCGAUUCAAAGACCUCACUCUUAAACCUGCUGCAGAAACCAGACCUUUUCCGGGAUUUGCAGCAAGAGAUGAUUGGGGAGGAGUCCCUGGACAACCUUCUGGGGAUGCGGCCCGCGGACAUUCAGAUCCUCAUAGCUCAAAUAGAGAGGCGAUUAAGUGAAAAUCUGGGGAUGACCGGAGUAGAUAGGAAGCUGGAGGCUUUUUCCAAGCUCCCAGGGGCCUCUGCACCUAGUAAGGCCUUUGUAGCCAUCCCAAUUCCUGAAGAACCUGAAGUCAAGACCAGCAAAAGCCAAAAACGGGUCCGGGCAGUGAGCAAAAAACAUGCCCGGAAAUUAAUGCGAGUUUUCAGAAAGGCUAAAGAGUUGGCUAAAGAGAAGAAACGAGAGGAGAGUGAUGCAGGUGAAGCUGAAACUGUCCGCUCCAGUUCUUCAGCCACCACCUCCAGAGCCUCUGAAAUUACAGAGACAGAUAUUUUAAAGGAUCGUAUUUCUGUGGCCAUGAGGUUGAGGAAAAGGGCGAAAAUCCCAGAAAAGAAAGCUCCCAAACUCAUCAAGCACAAGAAGAAGAAGAAGGAAGGGGAAGAAGAAGAAGUGUACGCCACCGAGGAGCCUGCAGCCGAGCCUUCUCGUUCGAGGAGAAGGCUCAAGGCUUCCGGGCGGGGCGUUGGGGGAGCUCCCGGUAGGGCUCUCCCUGCAGAAAAUGCAUGGCGGGACGAUCUGUGCCGGCUUGUGAACCUGAGGAUGGCCGGUUCCGAAACAGGGAUAAUGACAGAUCUAAAUGAUGAGCUAGUGGCUACUGCUAAGGAGAUGCUGAUGGGCAAGUAUCCCAGCUGGGAAAUCUUUAAGGACAUCUGCCCCUUCCUGAAGGAUGAGCCUCAGGACACUAAGGCGGGAAUACCCCGGCAAAAGGAAAGACCAACUACAGGCAGAACAAUUAGAGACCAUAUGGUUGUCAAGGGUGAGAGAGAGAUGCCAGAGACUGCAGAAGAAAAGUUCCGAGGAGAAAAGGAAGUGACUCCCAAAAAGGACAAAGUUGCUUCCUUAGAACCAGGUGAUGUAGACAGAGUGCGAAAACUCAAGAAGGAGGAGAAGAAAGCUAAGAAGAAGGCGAAACUACGAGAAGAGCUGGCUAUGAUUCUGAGAUCAGAGAAAAUAGCCAAGCAAAAGGAGGUGGUGGAAAGGGUCGAAUCGGAAGAAAAAGCAGAGGAGGAAGACAGAAAGAUGUCUUGGGAAGAGUGGAAGACGUCCUGGAAUGAGUGGCAAGAACUCCAACGUCAAAAGACAGUACCUUGGGAGAACUGGAAGAAGACAUGGGACAGGAAGUAUUUCAGAGAACGGGAGAGGUUCAGGGCUGGAGAGAAGCUGCUGAAGAGUGAGGAGGGCAAGAAGAAGCUGACAUGGGACGAGUGGAAACAGAUCUGGGAAGACGUCAUGUCGAAGGUCCAAACUGAGGAGACACUGGGUUUGGGGGAAACAGUGUCUGUAGAAUCAGAGAAGGAAAAGACAGAGCCUCUCACAGCAAUGCAGAAACAGAUGCUAGAAAUACAGAGACAGGCCAGGUUAGAGUGGAAACAAGCGCGAUCUGAAAGGGAACGAGCCAAAGAGCAGAGAUUGCUAGCACAAGAAGAGGAGAAACUUGCACAAGAAGAGAAAAAGCUAGCCCAGGAAGAGAUGAAACUGGCCCAAGAAUAUGUGAAAAGGGCUUGGGCAUAUGAGAAAGUGGCCCACCUGGACGUAGCCCUCGGUGAGAAACAGGAGCGCCUGGCCAGAGAAGAGGAAAUUCUAAGCAAAGGAGCAGAGCAACUGGCUCAGAAAAAAAGGAAACUGGCCAGAGAGAUGGAGAAACUGUCUCACGAGGAAGAAAAAAAUGCAAAGAAAAGGGAGAAAAUGGCUGCGGUACAAGCAAUGUUGGCCCAAAAAAUGGAAACCGUGAUCCAAAAGGAACAGAGUCUUAUCCUGAAAGAAAAGGAGCUGAAAGAAGCAGCAAAGAGGAUAGAGUGGGAAAUCAGGGAGCUAGCUUGGAAAGAAGAUGAACUGAAUGAGGAAGAGGAAAGGCUGGCUCAGAGAUGGGAGAAACUGGCUAAAAAGGAGAUGAAGUUGGCCUGGCAGGAGGAGCAUCUGGCCAUGGAGGAGCGGAUGCUGGCCCAGGAGGAAAAACUGCUGAUUAAGGAUGAGGAAGCACUGGCCCAGAAGGAAGAGAGACUGCCAGAAGAAGAGAAGAGACUGCAGCUGAGGAGGGCGAGACUGAGAGAGAGGAAGGAGAACCUGGCCAAGGCGAAGGAGAUUCUGGCCCAGAAAAUGAAGGAACUCGAAGAAAAGAAGCAAAGACUCUCUGAGGAUGAAAAAACUCUAGCCUCGGAAAAGCACAUCCUCUCUCUGGAAAAAGAAAGGCUGGCUGAGAGGGGGAUGGCUCUCAGUAAGAGCGAAGAAAAAAUUCUCCAGGAAAAAGAGCAAGUACAGAAUGUAAAAAGCAAACUGGAGGAGUACAGGCAGAAACUGGAAAACUUAUAUGCGAAGCUGGAGGAGGACAAGGGGCUCCUCAUGGAGAGGAGAGCGAAGCUGGUUGAAGUAGAGAAGGAAGUGGAACAGGAAGAGAUGCUUCUGGCGGAAAAACAAGGGAACUUAGCCCAGGAGAAAAUGAAGCUAUCCGAUGAAAUCCAGAUGGUAAUACAGAGAAGCAAACUUUUCAGAGAGGAGACUGAGAUUGCUGAAGAAGGGACGGCCUUGAUGGGCGAAAUGGAGAAGGUGGUGAAGGAGAAGAUGAAGCUGGAAGAGGAGGAAAAGCUCUCUAGAAGAGGGACAGAAGAGAUCUCACAGCAGAAAAGACUCUCAAUAUCCAUGCUAGACAUGAUGAAGAAGAGAAUAUCCCUGGAGGAGAAGAUCCUAACCUACGAAGACAGACUGUUGGCCACAGAGGAAAUGAACGCUGCCAGGCAGGGUCUGGAGCUUGUCAGAGGCGAGAGAAUACAUGCCCAGGAAGAGAGGAAAUUAGCCAAAGCCGUAAGCAAACUGCAGAAGGAGAUAAGUGUUUCCAAGGUGCUAUCCCUGAGGAAAAGGUCCUUGAAGGAGCUUCAAAAGCUGGUCAUCAAAGAAAAGGCAAUGACCCAGAAAGAAAGAAAGAUGACAAAGUUAAAGCGGACACUGUUUGAUAAGGAGGUCGAACUAGGUAUGGAGGAGGAAAGGCUUGACAUGAAGGAGCUAGAUGCUUCUGAAGAACAGCCAGAAGUCAUCAAGGAUGAGAGGAAACUAGCUAAGAGUGAGAGAGAUGUGGCCGAGGAAAUGAGAAAACUGAGACGCCAAGAGCAAAUAGUUGCUAAGGAAGAACGUGAGUUUGACUGGACGCUUGUGGUGUUGCCAGAUGAUCAGGAAGACAUCGAGAUAGGCCCUGAGGAAGGCCCCGAGUCAGAGGAGGAAACCGAAGACUAUAGAAAAUCGUGGAAGAGGAGAGAAGGGCUGACAGAGCCUCUUUCUGGAGUGGAAAGGUUUCGCAGUAUAUUUAAACGGGUACAACGUAAAGAGGGCUUUUCUCAUGUAGUCAAACGCCUGGUAAGUGAAGUCCAGAGAGAGAGUUUGUCUGAAGAUGAAAGGGAAGAGGAGGAGAAGGAGGAGGAGGAAGUGGAGGAGGAAGAGGAGGAGGAGAAAGUGGAGGAGGAAGAGGAGGAGGAGGAGAAAGUGGAGGAGGAAGAGGAGGAGGAGAAAGUGGAGGAGGAAGAGGAGGAGGAGGAGAAAGUGGAGGAGGAAGAGGAGGAGGAGAAAGUGGAGGAGGAGGAGGAGGAAGAGGAGGAGGAGGAGAAAGUGGAGGAGGAAGAGGAGGAGGAGGAGAAAGUGGAGGAGGAAGAGGAGGAAGAGAAAGUGGAGGAGGAAGAGGAGGAAGAGAAAAAAAAGGUGGUAUUAAAAAGAGAAAAGCCUAAAGUACAGAAAGAAAGACGUAAGGUACCACCAAGAAAGAAAGUGUUCCCUCCCAUUGGACUAGGAAUCACUGAGCUCAGAGGGGGCAUUAUAAAGCUGGCAUCACGAGAAACGCUUCCUUGGAAACCAAGCCCAGCAUUUGAGGAGGUGGAAAAGAAGAGACCAUUUCUACUAGAAGAAAAACAAAUGUUCAGGGAAGAAAUGCCCAGAGCAUUUGAGAGAUCCAAGAAAUCCCUAAAGACAAAGAUGACGGAUAAAGAGAGGCAACUGUUGGAGAAAGGUGAGCUGGGACCUCUGGACAUUCUGGAUGCGAUGGCAGAGUACGAAAAGCCAGCAGCGUUAAAACCGUUCACAACUCAAAUGGUCACACAGGCCCUGGACGCCCACAGACUCCACAAAACGUCACAAGCCAGGAAGUGGCUUUUUCAGCACCAUCCUCCCCGGGUGGGAAAAACAGUGGGCCCGCUGCCCCUGCCUGAGAUCUUGACAGAGGUGCAGCGAUCAGAAUCAGGCAUCUCCAUCUCAGAGAUAGAGUGGCUCCAUCGCGUCUUGAAACAGAUGGCGGCGGGAGAAGAACUUCCCAGAGACCACUUCCACAGACUGUGUGGGCUCCUCAAGGACCUCACCUCAACGGGUGACCUGGAGUGGCUGCACCUGGCAGUCCUUGAAGCCAUUGUGCACCGUCACAAGCAGAUUGUGGACUCUCGGAGCACAGUGACUCCAAAACCUAGCAGGGAACCCAUGAGCCCCAAACAUCUGAAAGUGAUUCCUCCCAUAAAGGGAAAGGAAAAGGAAAGCUGGCUGAAACCUUCAGCUGUCCCCGCACCAGGGUCCCCAUUAGCUACCAAAAGGGUUGCAGACCCAAAGGCUAGAUCCUGGCAUCUUCUCGGAGAACCAUACAGAAGUGCCCGGCUGCAGCAGUUAUCCAGUGCUCUUGAGGAGAUGGAGACACAGUCUUUUGAUCCUACCACGAGAGAGCUUUUGGCCAGUGUCCAUUCUUCAGUAAACGAGCAGACCCUGGCACUAAUGCUUCAAAGAGACUUAGGGGAUCUUAAAGGUAAAAGCAGGUAUCCCAAACUGCCUAAGCUGGAGAAAAGGCCUAUCUCCCCCCAAAAGGAAGAGGUGCCUCCAUGGGAGACGUUUGUGGCACUCUACUAUGUUUUGCGGAUGCUACAGCAGCGGCAUGCCGAAGACAGGGCUGCCUGGAUGGAAAACUUUUACCAGCUCAUGGACCUGUACCAGGUUAAGUCCCCCCGAAUCCAGAGGCUGCUGCUGGACCUGCUGCUGACACAAGUGCCUCAGGCCCGAGAAAUUGUCUCUGAAAAGACUCUGAAGGCCGUGGAGCUGGUGCCUGGGGAGCGGCUGUUGUACUGUCUGGUCUGUGGUAGCUCCCACGCCCCCUACAUCGCUGUGGAGCUCCGGGGCGUCGUGCCCCUCCCUGAACAGAAUAACGUGCAGACCAUUCGUCCCAAAGGCAUCGCCAACUAUGGGAUCCUGGAGCUUGCCUGGAAGAGCCUGCCCCAAGCCGAUACGCACCUCAUCAAGAGAGCCCCUCAUGUUACUGUUCCCACGCCCUAGCUAGGGCCUGCCGAAGGUCAGGAGUUUUCAUUCUCCACUGGAGAAGAGCCUGGCCAUCAGGAGCUAGACCUUCAUCUUGAGGGCCCACACAGAGGUGGAGCAAGGUCAAAGUUGUUCGCUUUUUCCUACCCAGCUCUAGAAGCCGGUUCCCGUGUGUGGAAUAGAGAAGGUUCUCGUUUGCAACAAACUUUGAUGUGUCCCUUCAACCCACAUGUUGUCUCUC